Scheffersomyces coipomensis is the source of this 1473-nucleotide messenger RNA. RefSeq lists its product as uncharacterized. Gene Ontology annotation, molecular function: protein binding. The transcript has a single exon. The record is from RefSeq and is a predicted model, not a curated record. Bases 1 to 1473 code for a protein of 490 amino acids. Lineage: Eukaryota; Fungi; Ascomycota; Pichiomycetes; Serinales; Debaryomycetaceae.
AUGAUAACCUUAGUUGAACUAUGUAUCAUCAUAGUAUUCCUACUAUUGGUUCAUGAAACCAUCAUAUCACGAUAUACUCAUAAAUUGAAAUCAGAUCUAGAACAACAGCAUCUUUUGGCGCUUAAUUACACAAACAAUGGCAGCAGUUUAUCAGAUAAAUCAAAGUCAUCAUCAUCAAUAGUUACUACAACAUCAAACAUAAUAUCUCAUAUAUGGCCUGAAAGAAAUCUUAUCUAUUUAGAUAGCUUACCUGAUGAUAUCAUCUUUCAAAUUCUUGAUAAUUUAAAUCAAUUCGAUGUCAUCAACUUAUCACUUGUCAACUCCACCAUGUACUUUUAUUGCAUGCAUAGAUUAUUCAAACAUAUAGUGGUGUAUAAUUAUGAUAGUUAUGGUUCCGAUCAAAUGGGGAUUUGUGUUCAACCAGGUUUACAUACCAAAUUUUAUCUUGAUUAUACUAUAAUUAAUAAACCUACCUUUUUAAGACUUAUGAAUCUAGAUCAAUUUCAAACUAAAAGACAAUUGAUUAAGAAAGUAUUGUUUUAUUUCACCGAUUUCUCACCAGAAUUCAAACAUAGUUUAAAUCAAAUGUUACCAUACACCAAAUUUCAUAUGUAUCAACAUUAUAAAUCUCCUUUACCAUAUACUUUCAAUCAUUUCCAAAUCAAUCUGAUGAAUAAUUUUGGUAUUGAUUAUCAACGAUUAUCAGAUUUAACCGAAUUAAAUCUUAAUUUCGAUCCAUUGGGUGAUCCUGAAGCUAAUAGAUUAAUCAUUGAUGGGUUUACUUCAAUAUAUGGUCAAUUAAAAGCUAUAAAAUUAAAUAAUUUCUCCACUGAAAUAUUAGAUCAUUUCAAAUCAUUAAAAGUACAGUUUAAACAAGUUAAAUCGUUAAGUUUAAACUUUGAUAUUAGACUUUGUAAGAAUUUAGAAGUUUUGAAUGAUAUAUUCCAUUUAGAUCAAAUUGAAUCAUUUGAAAUUUUUCUUAAUAAAAGUUUUAAUGUAAUGACAUUAGAUCAAUUACAAUUACAUCAUUUAAAUGAAAAAUUAAUCAAUUUAAAACUGUUAAAUUUCACUACUCAUUGUCAAUUACGGUAUUAUGAUUAUUUAUCAUCAUUUAUUAGUCCUCAUUUGAGUAAAAUAUCUAUCAAUUUAAAAUAUAAAAAUGCUCCUAAUCAUUUAAAUCCCGAGAUAUUAUUCAAUAGUGGGAUAUUAUCAUUAUUCCCUAAUAUUGAGAUUCUUAAAUUCAAUAAUCAAUUAUUCCAGCAUGAUAAAUUUAAUCAAAAGGAGAAAUAUGCGUUAAAUUCAAUCAAUGUAUUCUUCAAAACUGAUAAUAAUGAUGCUCAAUAUUAUAGUAUUUGUAAGGAAUAUCAUAAAGUGAUUUAUGAUUCUCGAUUAAAAUAUUUGGUGAUGAAUGAUUGUCAAUAUGUUAUAGAUAGAUCAAUUGGAGGUGGUAUUUGUUCAACUAUCAUGCAGUAA